Catharus ustulatus (Swainson's thrush) is the source of this 9808-nucleotide messenger RNA. It is a transcript of the gene MVB12B, whose product is annotated as multivesicular body subunit 12B. The transcript is spliced from 10 exons. Lineage: Eukaryota; Metazoa; Chordata; Aves; Passeriformes; Turdidae. The record is from RefSeq and is a predicted model, not a curated record. Gene Ontology annotation, biological process: viral budding; regulation of epidermal growth factor receptor signaling pathway; virus maturation. Gene Ontology annotation, cellular component: ESCRT I complex; late endosome. Bases 4040 to 4915 code for a protein of 291 amino acids.
GGGGACCUGGUGCCUGGGCCGGGCUGCAGCGCCCCGGUGGCCUCCGUGAGAGCCGGCGGCUGCUCCGAGGCUGGGGUAGAGCAGGAACGGCCCUGGAGCAGCCUGGGGGUAGAGCCCCGGUGACCUUGACCUCCGGGAUUUAGUGUAAAUUCUUCUUGGUGACGGAUAGAGGAAAUUACAAAACCCUCCUCUGUUUCGUGUGGUCUUUCGCGUUUAUAGCAUGGGCCUACCUGAGUGUCCAUUUCUACCCUGUGCUCAGUGCAGGGCUGGGGCUGUGACACCGGCUGCCUUCCUACAGCCGGGCCGGAGCAGCCACACGCUGUUGCUGUGUGUCAAUUACUCGUGUCUUGCAUCACAGAGGUUUGCAAGCUUUCUCUGAGGUUUCUGGAGAGAUUUUCAAAGGCCCACCAAUCUUCACGUUCCCAGAGCUGGGGCAUUCUCAGCUUGGUCACAGUAACCCUGAAACAGACAGGGUGUCAGCAGGUGUGUAGCUGCUCUGGCUAAAGCUUGGGUUUCUCCUUUUUGUGUUUUAUUUUAACUGAGUGAGAACAUGCCCAUCUAUUACUUAGGGAGCCUGUGUGUUGUGCUGCAGGUUGGCAGCAUCAUUCCUGUAAUUUUUAGCUGAGAUGGCCUUCCCUUCUAGAUGGAGGCAUAACUUGAGCUUCUGGAGGUGUGAGCUGAAACAGACAACAUCCCACUCUGGUACCACGUGCAUCUCUGACAAAGCAAGUCCCAGACUUAAGGAUACCAGUAGCCCCCAGGGACCUGUUCUUAGCUCUGCCAAGAUGGAAAUAACUGCACUGAAUGUCAUUUCAGUGUUGCUGCCCUGGGGCAAGGUCAGCUGUGUAUGGAAACCUAUUUUGAAACAGGACACUCCUCUGAAAUGCCUGUCCACAGUUAGGAGUGCUGUGAAGCAAUACAGGGUCUCGAUUUUGCUCAUUCUGUCCCUUAAGUUCCUGUUUCCACCCAUACAGAGUGUGGAUUUUGCAGCUGGUACAGGCAGCUGUCUCUUAGGGAGCCUGUGUGCAGGGGUGAUUCCAGGCAUGUCUUCGAUGGUGGAAUGUGACACUGAAAUGCUUCCUGCUAGUGAUGGUGGCCUCCAGGGCCCUGGUGCUGGCUGCCACUGUGGGCUCCUGUUUCUGUGACUGAAGCUGUGUCCUGUUCAUGAGCAGGAAUGGAAAGUUGGCCGGGGCUGUGUCCGGUCCCGGCGCGGUGGGAAACGUGCGGGAGAGCUGUGGCAGGGUGGCUGUGCCUUCCUGCAGGGAUGCACGGGGCUUUGAGCCGUGUGUCUGCUUUGCUUUGUGGGACCAUUUCCCACAGACUGCAGGGACGCAGUGAGGUACUUGGGAUUUUUUUCCAGUCUUGCCUUAGCUCACACUUUUCUGCCUGUGGGAAGAGCAAGCCAGUGUCAAAGUGCAGGGCUUGUAGUUGGAGGAAGAAACAAUAACACCAUUCUCCCUGUAAGUCCCUGGCUAUUUAACUUCAGAGCUUGACCUGCUUUGCUGGCAGCAUGAUGUUUCUGUAGCAAAUACAUUGAAAGGCCUGAUCUGGUCAUGUACCCACCAGCUCUUGAACUUGCUGAACUUGUUGAAAAGGAACACUGAGAGCAGAAAGUUGUCUAGAAACUCACAAUAAUGCAUUCAUUUCUGAAAGCGAGUUCUUCUGCUCUGUAGCCAGAGCCCAGCAGUGUGUGUGGUCAGUCACGUCAGUGGAGCCAGCAGAAAAGUAUGCCUAGGAUAAACUAAUAAAGGCGGAUGAGCUAACAAGGAAAUGGGACAGAACAUGCAAAAAGGCUAUAAACAGACAAACUUGGGAGUGCUGGCAGAAGGGAAGGUGUGUGUGACUAUGGGUUGUGGGAAGAAGGCUGUGCCAGAAACCAGAGGAGUCCCAGAAGGCCUCUGCUACAGCUGGGCAUCAAGAUCCCUGGGACACCACUCCUGCCUCGAGGCAUGUCUGGUUCGAGGGUUGGAAGCAUUCAGGAUAGAGCCAGCAGCAUGGUGGCUGCUUGUCUAGGAGUGCAUCCUGUCCGUCGUCCUGCAGCCAUCCCACCCUGCUCUGCUGCGUGCUGCUGGGGGUGGUGCAGGCAGGAUGCACGGAGACUUUUUCUGUUAGAGACGCAUUCUUUCCCCACUGGCUUUGUCUGGUUCUACAGUGUUCCCAUGCUUCUUCCUUCCCAGAGCUCACAUCCGGCUUCCUUUGGCUGCUGGGGUGUGCUGGGGACUGGAUGUGGCCCCACAGCUAACAACUUCCAGAGAGCAUGCUCCCCACUAAUGGGAAAAAUGUUGUUAUUGUUUUGGGCAGUUCCCGGAAUAGCCCUGCAGUGAGCGGUUGGGCACAGGCAGUCACUGCAGGAUGCCUUAUCCAGGGCUGAGUGCUCGGCCACUGUGAUGGCAGGUGGGCAUGCAGGUCAAACUCACAUUGCUAAAGAGAAUUAAAAUAACAAGCUGCCUAAUGGAGGUAUUUAUAGAAUCCAGCUCCUUAGUUUAAUUUCCUCUUUCACUGUUUGUUUUUUCAAGUUAAAAGGCACAGUGGAAAAGAAACCAAAGUUUGUUGACGCUCUUGCGGAGAAGUGCACUCCCCUUUGACCUGUGCAAAGUUCACAGAGACAUUUAUCCCAGUGUGCUGCUGGCUUCUGCUGCUCCAUAUCUGUUCCAGGUGCCUCCUCAGUGCCGCUGCACAGCGGGCAGCUGCCCAGUGUGGUGUGGCAGAGCCUGGCCGUGCUGCAGUGGCCACAGCAGCUUUGCUGGGCAGGUGCUGUGCCUGCCAUCCCUGUGGGCACGGGGCAGAGGAAGGUGCUGGGCUCGCUGGGCAGGGAGCUGGGUGGCCCUUGCUGCAGGUGCUGCUCGGGGCCCUAGGCUGGUGCUGCCCCCCGUUACCCCGUGCAUGGGCAGGCACAAACCCCACGGCCAGCGCUGCUGCCAUAGAGGGGCUUUGUGUGAGCCAGCACAGAGUGAGGAUUGAUGCCGUUUCCCCUCCCCCUGUGCAGAGCAGGGCUGCAAAUGGCUCCCACAAAGGUGCCCUUCUUCCUUUGCUGAGGACAGCGUGCCAGGGCUGAGGGGGAGGCAGCACACUGCGGGCUGCAGCACCCACCCCUCCUUCUGUGCUGGUGCUGGGGACCCCCUUGUCCUCAGCCUUGCCCAGGCUGACCUGGCAGCUGCUCAGGUUCCUGCGGGGGCGGCUGGGCCUCCCUGCAGCAGGCUCCAGCACGGUCAGACAGGGCCUGGCAGCGUUCAGCAGCAGGCACUUCAUCAGGGCACGUUUGGUGCAGGCACUGUGUGAGCAGAUCUGCUUCCCUGCAGUGCAGCUGCAGCUGUGUGGGAACCUGUGUGGUGUCCUUAACAUGCUGGGGAGCAUCAUCACUUACCUGGAUUUCAGUUCAAAAUGGCCUAAGAGAAGCUUAUGUCAGCAUUCAUUACCUCACAGCUCCUCCCAAAAUGUAGAAAGGUGUCACCACACAAUUGUGUGACUUUAAGUUUCAGAAAACAUUCACGAAGAACAGAUUGUAAGAUCCUUGUUACAUUCACAUUAUGUUUGUUCCAUGCUGUAUGUUUGAGGUUCUGCAUUGUUUGCGAGGCCCCUGGAUGAGCUGUGGGGUGGCACAGGUCUGUCAUUGCUGUGCCAGUGCCUCCAGCAUUCCUGCAGCAUUCCUGUGCUCCUCGCCCACCCUGAGGACAGGGAGCUUGCUGGGAGAGGAGGCCUUACCAUUGUGCUCGAAGGUUUGAGCUGCUUUGGGAGUGAAGAGGGUUGGCUUUGCUCUGUGUGCUGGAUGCGUGUCCUGGCACUAAAGCAGAUCUCUCUCCUCUGUUUGGUUCAUCAGCAAUAGUGUUUGCACCAACAGGUCACCAGCACAUGUUGUUUUGGACUCCUCAAGUAGUCUGGCUGUUCAUUUGACAUUAUUAUUAUUUACAUAGGGCCCAGACUUGCUCUCUUUUAUUGCCUGCAGCACGAUGUUUGUUCAGACUGGGCAUUGUGAAGUGUAAACCCAGGUCCCACUGGCACCAGUACUCACCUGCCUUUUCUAGAAGCAGAUCAGUCCACCAUGCCCGAGGUGCGAGACCUCAGCGAUGCCCUGCCCGAGCUGCCCAUGGACCCCAUCACAGGCGUCGGCGUGCUCGCCUCCCGCAGCCGCGCUCCCACUGGAUACGAUGUCGUUGCACAAACAGCAGAUGGCUUGGAUGCUGACCUGUGGAAAGAUGGCUUAUUUAAAUCCAAGGUCACACGGUACCUGUGCUUCACCAGAUCAUUUUCAAAAGAAAACAGUCAUUUAGGCAACGUCUUGGUAGAUAUGAAGCUCAUUGAUAUCAAGGACACUUUACCUGUAGGCUUCAUGCCCAUCCAGGAGACCAUUGAUACACAAGAAGUAGCUUUCAGGAAGAAGAGGCUGUGCAUUAAAUUCAUUCCACGAGAUUCUACAGAGGCAGCGAUCUGCGAUAUCCGAAUCCUGGGCAGGUCUAAGCAAGCCCCUCCUCAGUACACGUUCAUAGGGGAGCUGAACAGCAUGGGCAUCUGGUACCGGAUGGGCAGAGUGCCGCGCAACCACGACUCCGCACAGCCCGCGGCUCCUCCCGCCCCAGCACCGGCUUCAACCCCCGCUCCCAACCUGCCAAGGCACAUCUCGCUGACACUGCCAGCCAGCUUUCGGGGCAAGAGCCACAGCACCCGCCUGGAUCUGGAGCACCAGCACUCCAACCUGUAUGCCAUCUCAGCAAUGGAUGGAGUGCCUUUUAUGAUUUCGGAGAAGUUUGCCUGCGCUCCUGAAGGGAUGCAGCCGGUUGAUCUCUUGGGUAUCACAAUCAAAACCCUUGCAGAAAUUGAAAAGGAGUACGACUACAGCUUCCGGACGGAGCAGAGCGCGGCCGCCCGCCUGCCGCCCAGCCCCACCCGCUGCCCACCCGUGCCAGGGCCGCCGUCCUGAGGGGCCCGGCCUGAGAGUGUGUGUGUGUGUGCACUGCUGAGCGGGACAGGGGCACGGGACACGGCCAUGAACCAUGCACCCACCAUGGAACCACCCACCCUGGGACAUCCACCCUGGAACAUCCGCCAUGGAACAUCCACCACGGAACAUCCACCCUGGAACAUCCACCAUGGAACAUCCACCACGGAACAUCCACCCUGGAACAUCCAUCAUGGAACAUCCAUCAUGGAACAACCACCAUGGAACAUCCACCACAGACCAUCCACCAUGGAACAUCCAUCAUGGAACAUCCACCAUUGAACAUCCACCACAGAACAUCCACCACGGAACAUCCACCAUGGAACAUCCACCAUGGAGCAUCCACCCUGGAACAUCCACCCUGGAACAUCCACCAUGGAGCAUCCACCAUGGAACAUCCACCAUGGAACAUCCAUCAUGGAACCACCCACCAUAGAACAUCCACCACAGAACAUCCACCACGGAACAUCCACCACGGAACAUCCACCACAGAACAUCCACCACAGAACAUCCACCAUGGAACAUCCACCACAGAACAUCCACCAUGGAACAUCCACCCUGGAACAUCCACCAUGGAACAUCCACCAUGGAACAUCCACCACAGAACAUCCACCCUGGAACAUCCACCACGGAACAUCCACCACAGAACAUCCACCACAGAACAUCCACCACAGAACAUCCACCACGGAGCCAUCCCCAGCCCGGCCGUGUCCCCACCACCCCUGCCCUGCACUGCGCCACCCCUGCACACACCACGACCCCGGGGCAGCUGCCCCCACCCCACCCCUGCACUCCCCUCUCCACCUGAGUACAGCACUGGGAGCCUGACCAGCCCCUGCUCAUCCCCACUGGGUCACCCUGCUGCAGGACAGUCACAGCAUCCAGAGCUGCAGCAAACCUCUGCAGACAGCCAGGAGCUUGUGGAGACAUCUGAGCCCCAGAAGGAGCAGUACAAGGCACAGCUGGGCACUGCCACACCAGCUGCCCUGGAGCUGCUGGGCUCUCGACUCCUUGCAGCAGGAGGCUCCUCCGGCACUCAGUCCAGUGCAGAGCUCAGCUGCAGUGAAUGCCAAUCCCUCUGCCGAGGUCUGGGCACAGUAGUUCUGCUGUGGCUGGCAUCACUCUCAGACCCUCUGUGGUCACUGGAUUUGCUGCAGGCUGGGGCAGCCAGGGCCCCACUGACCCCGGCCCAGCUGCUAUGCACUGCUGACAGCUGGGGUGCCAUCACCUGCCCUUCACUGGGACAUUUCGCUAACAUGUUCCCCGCUGGCUGCUAAAACAAGAGAGAUGUGCCUGUUUCCUGGCAUUCAUGGGGAAGCACUGAACACUGACAUGGCACAGGAUGAGCGUGGGAUUCGUGGAACCCUGACCUCUGCCUCCCUGUGAUUCCUGACUGGGCUUGCUCCCUAGCCCAACGCAUGUCUUGGAGAAGUCCAUUGCUGUAAUAAGUUAUUUACAAGUGCCCAUCUGACUCUGCUGCUCUUUCAAGUCUCUGCUGUAGAACAAAGAUACAUCAUGCCAGCAAAAUGGCAAUUUUGGAAUGAGAGUUAAAACGUACAGUUUUUUAUAUUCUAAAAUACUGAUUCCCUGACCCCAUUGAAAUGCAAUUGCUAUGGUAACAGUAACAGUGUUGUUGCUCGCAGCCUGGGUUCUACACGUGCCCCGACCUACUUUGCACUCCCUUGGAUUGAUCUGGCAUUUUCUAUUUGCACAGAGUGGUAACUAAGAGCAGUUUUUGUACUGUCAGCUAAUAUUUUUUAUUUGUACAUAAAUAAGAUAAUUCUUGUCCAAAGAUUCAUUUCUGGUUUUAAGGCACCACACUGUACUGCUGGGAUAAAGAGCACAAAACACCGUGACAUUCGGGACAAGCUGAGUUCAGAUAUUUGCUUCAGCUUCUUCCAAUCAGGUAAAUAAUUUUCUGGAGCUGCCUCUGUAGAAUGGCCAUGUGGUUGGAGAGCAGAGGCCAAUUUGGUUGCAUGUGUGUUGUUUUUGGACAAAAGAGUUAAAGCUGUGCACCAGCUCUGGAGCCCUUGGGUGACCCCCUGGAACUGCUCGUUUACUUGGAGCUUGCACCACCAUUUUUAGUUGUUAUUUAUCCUGCAGUAAAGAAAAGCCAGACCUCACUGCCAGGCUUCACAAAGGGCAGAUUGAUGAUGCCGACAUCGACAAAUGAACAUACCAUGGCAGCUUGGUCAUUCGGCUCAGGUUCACUUCAAGUUCAAAUCCACUCUAUGCCGUAGUGCUGUGCCCAUGUCAUCCAUCUUUUGUCUUUCUAUUUUUCUGCUUGUAAUUUGUUCUGUAGUUUUCUGUGACAUCCAUUUAUAGCUUCUCCCGUGGCUCAGUGGUCACGGCAGGUAGGCAGGAGCCAUCUGCAGCAGUGCGUUCCUCGUGGCUUUGGGGUGAGAGCCGCCCUUCCCUGCUCGUGGUGGAGGAGGGAGGGCUGCAGACCAGCAUAGGGCACAGCACAGUCUGCAGAGCUCCAGGGGCAGGGCCUGCCACUGGGACGGGCACAGACAGCUGCCAGGAGCCCUCGAGCCCCCUCCUCGAGCCACCUCUUCUGUAAGGGCAGGGUUGCCUGCAUAGCGGAUGGGCUCAGCAAGGAGCAGGUUCUGAGAGCUCAGUGCCACAUUCCCUGGCUGUGUCUGGGGAAAUGGGGGCAGAGCUUUGAGCCCCUUAUGUAAGAGAAAAUCAGUGCUUUAAUAUUUAUACCCACUGCUAGGUUUGCUCAGCCUUCUUGGAGGGAAGGAGCUCAGCUUGCUCUGCAGUGACCUGCAGGAAACACUGGAUACUUGAAACACUGGCAGGAUACACGGCUGGGACAGGCAUCUACAUCUUCAGGAUAAAUUUGUAUACUUCCUUCUCCCUCUCUAACACUGGGCCAGCAAAGCUGCUUCAGGACUCACCUGCAGACCUUGAGAGAUGAGUUUGCUCUCCAUGCUGUGUUCCUGCACCAUGCAGGGACAGCCUGUUCCAAAGGCACAGACAGGACAGAUGCAGUUCCUGUGGGGCAAACACAGUGAAGGUGUUUUGAAGAAAAAGCUGCACCUGCUGAGUGCCAGCUGAGCUCUCAGCCCUGCUAACCACAGGCUGCAAAACGAGAUGAUUCCAAAAGGGAGGGGGCUCAGAGCCAGUGCUGGAAAGCACAGGGAGACACAGUGCAGGGUGGUUGACUGUGUCAACUUCUCAGUCCACUGAUCAGAGGAAGCUUUUUUUUAUUGCACUGCUGAAUUCCUGAGACCAGGGGUGUCAGGUCAGCAUUUCCACGGGAAGGUUUUAUUGGCUGUUCCAUAACUUUUGUACUCACGGCAGCUCAUUGCAAGGCUGGUCCUUGCACCCUUACAGUGAGUCCUCCAUGCUGGCGUGUCCAUGGCCAGUACCAGCAUCUCUGCAUCUUCCUCCCUGUCCAAGAUGUGACAAGACAUGAGACAUGGAAGAAUUGGCCCAGGCAGUAAAUGUUCAGGGAGUCUGAUGUGGAUGUUGUCUGGCUGUGGAGAAGCCUUCUGGAGCAUAAGGGGAGGGGAGGAGUCAGUGGAAAGCAACAGAAGUGAAUUUGCAGAGCUUUACCAGAUGUUCUUGGCUACCUUGCCUGAAUUUGUAGAACAAAACUGGUCUCUAGGUAGUUUAAUCUUGUGGCUGAUGGAGAAGUUAGUUUGCCAAAUUAUUAUACAUCUGCAACAGAGACAGAAAAGCAGCAGUGAGGGGUUUGCUUACUGUAAAAUACGCCUUCUGAUGUGAGUUCAUAGUGACACGCUGCCUCCCGGAUCCCUCACGGCAAGAAGCUGGUCCUGUGCCAAGGUGACUCGUGGCCACCAGGCCAGGCUGUGCUGUCUGCUGUGUUGAUCAAGGAAAGGCAAGAAGUUAGUCCAGAAAGUGAUGUAGAGUGUGAACUUUGUGAUAAAAUUCAAGUGUGAAUAGCUGUAGCAGGUGCCUUCCCUUAUGGGAGCACCUGGUAUCUGUAGUUCCAUAGGAGUAAACUGUGUCAGACUGUUCCUGUGACUGUCCCUGCGUGUCCCCACCGCGGUUGUUGGAAGUUUCCUGGGAGCCUCCUGUGCCCUGGGAGGUGGUUGGUAGUCUGUAGCAUUGGGCUUGUUUGGUUUCACACCACCUCUGCCCCUCAGUGUCCUGAGCUCUCCAGACUGAACCCGCCUGCUGCCCAGCCUGGAGAAUUCCCCUCAAGGGCACUGCCCGUGCCAGGUAGGUGCUAGUGGCAAGGGCAUGCCUCCACGGGCCUUGGCACCUGCUCUUCUGACAUCUCCUGGGAGGAGGGGAAAGGGGAUGGAGCCGGUGACCUCCCCCUGCUCCCCAGGUGACACUGGCUCUGUCCCCCCGGUGUGCCCACAGCUGCUCUCCCACGGCAGCCCCAGGAGCCUGGAGAGCUGCUCCUGCUCCUCCCAAAGGGCAGGCACACCUCAGUGCAUCCAAACAAUUACCUCAGCCCUGGAGCCUUGCCCAGCAGCCUGCUGUGCUGUGUGGCCACCCCAGCUUGUCCCCAGGCUGUGGGACAGAACGGGCACAGGCUGCUCCUCUGCUCACCAGCAGCUCUCUGAGGUGCUGCCCUGCUCAUCCACCACAGGGAAACCAAACACCUGGGAUAUUCUGGUCAUUUGUCGUGAAAUUGUUUCCUAACAGCAGCAGAUUUAAAUGUCAUCAUACAAAUGGCAGAGAGAAUCCUUUUAUGCAGUUGCAAAGUGGUUUUCUAAGAUGGUUGGGUUACUGAAAGUGAUUUUACUGUGCAUUAAUCUUAUGAAUGUUACUAUGUUUUGUAUUUAUUUUAGAUGACCCUCCUGUAUUUUACAAAGGGAAGUUUCAUUGUGUGAUAACUCAGUCUGUAUUCUUAAUAUAAUUUGUUAAAUGAAACUUGUUUUAAUCAGAUAA